Cornus florida is the source of this 1817-nucleotide messenger RNA. RefSeq names its product cytochrome P450 77A1. NCBI's taxonomy places the organism in Eukaryota, Viridiplantae, Streptophyta, Magnoliopsida, Cornales, Cornaceae. Bases 10 to 1566 code for a protein of 518 amino acids. The transcript has a single exon. Gene Ontology annotation, molecular function: heme binding; oxidoreductase activity, acting on paired donors, with incorporation or reduction of molecular oxygen, NAD(P)H as one donor, and incorporation of one atom of oxygen; iron ion binding. The record is from RefSeq and is a predicted model, not a curated record. Gene Ontology annotation, cellular component: membrane.
UGCACUACAAUGGAGUUGAUAGACAUUGUUAUACUUUCUUUAUGGUCUCUCUUUCUGACUCUGUGGUGGCGAUACUGGUCAGUAUCCGGCCGUGGAACGAAGCACCACCUCCCGCCGGGGCCACGGGGUUGGCCACUAGUGGGUAAUUUGGUGCAAGUUAUCCUCCAACGCCGGCACUUCAUCUUUGUGGUACGUGAUUUACGGGCUAAGUAUGGCCCUAUGUUCACCUUACAAAUGGGCCAACGAACUCUAGUUAUUGUAACAAGUUCUGAGCUCAUCCAUGAAGCCCUAGUUCAGAAGGGUCCUCUCUUUGCAAGUCGACCAGCAGACUCUCCCAUCCGUCUUCUGUUCAGUGUCGGAAAAUGUGCCAUUAACUCGGCUGAACAUGGCCCUCUCUGGCGUACCCUACGCCGGAACUUCGUCACCGAGUUGAUAAACCCGAUGAGAAUCAAGCAGUGCAGUUGGAUCCGGAAGUGGGCUAUGGAAAACCAUAUGAAAAGACUCCGUAGUGAGGCUUUGGAGAAGGGUUUUGUGGAGGUGAUGAACAACUGUAGGCUCACCAUAUGCAGCAUCCUCAUAUGUUUAUGCUUCGGUGCAAGAAUCUCCGAAGACCGGAUCAAGAACAUCGAAAGCGUGCUCAAAGAUGUUAUGUUGAUGACGACGCCGAAGCUUCCCGAUUUCUUGCCGGUGCUUAUGCCUUUGUUCGGCCGGCAACUGAAAGAAGCAAAAAUAUUGAGGAAAAAACAGUUGGAGUGUUUGGUUCCUCUAAUAAGGAACAGAAAAGCGUUCAUUGAAAGUGGUGGAAACCCUAGUGGGAACCCUAGCAGCGGUGAUUCAGAGAUGUUGAGCCCCGUUGGUGCAGCUUACAUUGACUCGCUGUUCGAACUUGAACCAGCAGACCGGGGACGGUUAGGUGAAGAAGAACUGGUGACACUUGUCUCGGAGGUGAUCAAUGCCGGGACGGAUACAAGUGCAACCACUGUUGAAUGGGCUCUUCUUCACUUGGUAAUGAACCAAGAUAUACAAGAAAAGUUAUAUAGAGAGAUUGUUGAUCAUGUAGGAAAAGAUGGUAUUGUCACGGAAAGUGAUGUGGAGAAAAUGUGUUAUCUUGGUGCAGUGGUGAAGGAAACUUUCCGGCGACACCCUCCAAGCCACUUCCUCUUAUCACAUGCCACCACUAAAGAGACGGAGCUCGGCGGGUACACCAUACCACCGGACGUGAGCGUGGAGUUCUACACUGCAUGGACGACUGAGGACCCGAGUGUGUGGAAGGAUCCGGGUGAGUUCAGGCCGGAGAGGUUUCUGGACGGGGACGGGGUGGAUGUGGACGUUACUGGGACUCGGGGAGUGAAGAUGGUACCUUUUGGUGCCGGCCGGCGGAUCUGUCCGGCGUUGACACUGGGUACGUUGCAUGUCAAUUUGUUGCUUGCAAAGAUGGUUCAUGCGUUCAAGUGGGUCCGGGUUCCAGACGCCCCACCCGACCCGACCGAGACAUUUGCUUUCACUGUUGUGAUGAAGAAUCCUCUCAAAGCAGGUAUUUUACCGAGGCAAAAGGAUGAAGCUUGAAGUGUUGUCAUCUUCAUAGCAGUUUACUUGCUUGCUGGCAUGAAUUUACCUAAAUAUUUCCUUUCUUUUCUCGUGCAAUAGUGAAGUAGUAGAAUGCAUAAAAAGUGUCCUUUAAAUUUUACUAUCUAUAUGUGUGUGUAUUUUGCGUGCCCACAAACUUAGUAUUAAUUGUAUCAUUUAUUAAGCUGUGAAGUGUCCCGUUUAUUAAUGUUAUAUAUAUAUUGUGAUUGGGAUGGCAUAAAUAGCCAAUA